Phlebotomus papatasi is the source of this 2604-nucleotide messenger RNA. Its product is annotated as titin-like. The record is from RefSeq and is a predicted model, not a curated record. The transcript has 2 exons. The coding region runs from base 197 to 2152 and encodes 651 amino acids. NCBI's taxonomy places the organism in Eukaryota, Metazoa, Arthropoda, Insecta, Diptera, Psychodidae.
AACCAUGGACUUGCACUUGAGUGCACUAUGGUCGUGUUUGGGAGCGGAGUGAGGCGAAAGUCAAUUAUAUCGCUAAUUAUUUUACACCUCCCCCAAAAGUAGAGGUACCUAGCCAACCAAUAAGGCUAUAUAAAUGGGGGAUCAUCGCGAGGAAUCUCAACAGUAAACUUAUUUCGUUAGAGCUAAGCAGGUCGAAAUGAAGUUUACGGGACUCUUCCUCUUAGUUCUAUCAGCUGCGACGAUCGCUGCGUCCGUGGAGGAUGGUCAAAAACAGAUCGAAAGUGCAGAUGAGUUAGCGAGUGCGGGUGAUCUCGAGGGGUCAGAGUCCAAUGUGCAGGAGGACCUAGUGCCUUCAGCCUCACACCAUGUCGACAGGCAGUGGAAAGUGAAACCGGUGAAAAAGUCCCUACCAGGUGGUGGAAAACGAGUCACUGUUCACAUUGUCGAGACGAGUAGCAGUGGCCCCAAAAAGAGCGCCAAAGGACCAGCAAAGUCGCCAAAGAAGUCACAGCACAAGAAUGCACCAAAUCCAACUAUAGCAUCAGCUAGCACUAGCACUAGCACUAAAAAGGGUGGUAGUCAUCGUAUCGAUAGUCACACCCAUUCAGAGGAAGUUCACGAGAUCAUCUUACCGGCCGAACAGGAGCUUGUCAGCCGGCAUGUUGAGCAACUGGCACAUUUUCCCCAGACCAAAUACGAGAUCAUAAGUGCUGCUGACACAGAUUCCCAGGAAAGCAGAAAGGAAGAGCCCCGGGAAAAGAUCAAGAUCAAACACCAUCAUCAUCACCAUCAUCACAAUCACGUGAAGACGGUGGUGAAGAAGGUCCCCGUUGAGAUACCAGUUGAAAAAUUGGUUCAUGUACCCGUGGAGAAGCUGGUGCACGUACCCAAACCCUAUCCCGUUGAGAAACUAGUGGAGAAGGUAGUGCACGUACCUGUGGAGAAAAUUGUCCAUGUGCCCAAGCCCGUACCCGUAGAAAAGAUCGUGGAGAAGGUGGUACAUGUGCCCGUGCCCAAGAUUAUCGAGAAACCCGUUCCCUUUGAGAAGAUCGUCGAGAAGAUUGUGCAUGUGCCCAAGAUUAUUGAGAAGGAGAAGAGGGUACCAGUUGAAGUUAAGGUACCCUAUCCCGUGGAGAAGCUCGUACACGUCCCAAAGCCCUAUCCCGUAGAGAAAAUUGUAGAAAAGGUGGUUCAGAUACCCAUUCCUAAGCCCUAUCCCGUGGUGAAGCACAUCCAUGUGCCAGUUGAGGUGAAAGUACCCGUUCCCGUUCACAAGCCCGUCCCUGUGCCCAUUGAACGAAAGAUUAAGGUGCCCGUAAAAGUGGAGAGGAAGGUGAAGGUUCCUGUUCCGUUCCCCGUCAAGGUGGAGGUUGAGAAGAAGGUACCAGUUCCCUAUCCAGUCAAGGUUCCCGUGAAAGUCUACAUCCCGCAGCCCUAUCCAGUCGAGAAGAAGGUUGAGGUGAAAGUGAAGGACUACUCACAGCCACCAAAGGACUACUCACAGCCGCCAAAGGACUAUACACCACACUACAAGAGUACGUACCAUAGGGACACGUAUCUAAAGGAUCCCUAUCCAAAAGAAUCAUACCCAAAAGAGUCUUAUAUUAAGGACACCUCGUACAAGCCAACCACCAGCACCGACUACCAGGACCAGCCACCCAGCUACACCUACUACACAACGCAGUCGGACCAUGAUCAAGCACCGUAUGGCACUGAACACACCUACACACAGUACAGUCACCCGCCGACGCAGCAGGAACAGCCACCCGAGCACAUCUACAGUGUUGAGUCAGCCUAUCCCGUGCCUCCAUACCACAGUGACUACCAGAAUGAAUAUCAGAAACAGGAUAGUUUCUACAGUAAUCCUGAGGCUAGAAUCCAGCCUGUUUCACUGGCAGAUUCAGCCACAUCAGCCACUGACCUGAAUCAGCAGUACACGGUAGCCGUGGCACCGCCCCAAGAGGCCACGGGAUUCCAGAUAAACGUGCCAGAUCCCAGCAGCCAGGCUGACCCUAUGGCCUUCUCUGCCAGUGAGAAUGUACCCAACUACGACGUCGGCUACCAACCGAUGCACCUAUUGCACCUACACCAAUUUGACGACUUCCACGGCGUCUCGCCCGAAGCCACGGGUUUCUCCCUAGCGCACGAGUAGUGAGUGCAACAGUAAAAAAAAACCCACAGAAUCGCGAUUUAGUGAAUUGGACUAAUGAGAGACCGCGAGAGACUGCCACAAAUGCAACGCGCUACAUGUUUAGAUAUUUUUAUUUUUUAGUAGUUUUAUAAUUUAAAAAAAAAAAAACAGAAGACACUCUCCAGCAUAACAACGCUACACAAAAAAACUCUUCUUUUCUAACCGUUCAAUUCCACAUAAAGAUGGGUCUCAUUGAGGAUAGGAAGGAUUUGAAAAUAGAAAAAAACCAUUUUGGGAGAAUAUUUUUUCGAUUUUCCCAAAAACAAACCAAAAAAAAAACUGAUAGAAUGUUAGGAAGAAAGGUGAAAAAUUGAAAUGUAUCGAUUGAAAAAAAAAUGUAGAAACUUGUGUAAAUGUGAUAUGAGAAAAUGCUGAAAAAAAGAUACAAAAUAAAAAAAAUAUUUAAUUACGAA